GUUAAUCGAUACCACAUGUACACUUUAAAAUUGGUGUAUUAAUGACCGGUCCCCCGCGUAGUCUUGGGAUUAAGUUUGUGUAUGUUUAUGUUUAGUAUUGGUACGUGCUUGCUGUGACUUAAACGACCUUUAUCCACAGGAAACCAUUAUACUAUUUUAUUUGAUUAUUUGUAACACCAUUUAAGAUGAGCAAACAGAGCAGUGGGAAGACCCUUUCAGAGCUAGCGGAGAGUGUAGUAACUAUCGAUAGGGGACGCUUGCUUGCUCUCAACAGUUUUUCUGCCGACAUGCCCGACCCUAUGUUUGACACUAUGAUGGCAGCGUUGCUUCUGCUAGGCGAGGAAAACCCGGACUGGGAUGCAAUCAGGUACAGCUUGACAAGAAAUGACGGGAAAGGAUUGACAGACUUGGUGCUAGACUACGACCCCAGCGACGUUUCAGAAGCAACGAAGGCCAAGGCCAAAGAGUUGUUGUCGAAAUUUACACUGCAAUACGUCAAAAGAGUUAAUACCGUGUGCGCUAUUGUGUUUGAAUGGGCUGUAGCCGCAGCGGACGCCUAGGCAGGGAAACAUGAAGCAUUUGAUGUCCGUCAGAACGUCAGGAUGGAUAUGGUCGAUGAUCGGUUUUGGACUUAAACACUUUGAUAACGAUUGGUGUAAUUUCCAACACGGGCAUUUUAACGGACUGUGUGACCAGAAGUGUUUACAUCAGGAUCUGUGAAAUAUAUGACAACGAGUCAUUGGCCAAUCAAAGCAUUGGCUUCAUGGUUUUAAAAGUGAAAGUUCAAAAGGUAAAAUAAACUUGUAACUGUGUUCAUCAUUGAUAUGUUCGCCGAAAACAACUCUUGAAUUAUAUAGUUUAGACACAACUAUUGCAUGUUUUAACUGGUUUAUAUAUACCUGUCGAAUGAAGAAAUCGUUUCGGAUGAGAUAUUUAUGGCUUAAACACUAUUU
Dreissena polymorpha is the source of this 953-nucleotide messenger RNA. RefSeq lists its product as uncharacterized. The transcript has 5 exons. The coding region runs from base 186 to 560 and encodes 124 amino acids. The record is from RefSeq and is a predicted model, not a curated record. NCBI's taxonomy places the organism in Eukaryota, Metazoa, Mollusca, Bivalvia, Myida, Dreissenidae.